CAAUUACCAGUAUCAUUUGACCAAAUAAGAGAAACACCUCUCUGUAAUUGACUGUCUUUGAGUUCUGACGGUUUGGAGUUGUUUAUUUUUUAAUACAAAAUGGGAGCCUGUAUGGCGCUGUGCUCUCUUGCGAGCUGUGCCUCAUGUUUGUGUGGCUCUGCUCCAUGUCUGCUCUGUGGCUGCUGUCCUUCUUCCAACAACUCCACUGUCACCCGGCUGGUCUUCUCUUUCUUCCUCCUGCUGGGGACACUGGUGUCUGUAAUCAUGAUCUUGCCAGGCAUGGAGACGCAGCUUCGCAAGAUUCCUGGCUUUUGUCAAGGGGGGACCACAAUACCAGGGAUCGACAACCAUGUUAACUGUGACGUGAUUGUUGGCUACAAAUCAGUCUACCGCAUGUGCUUUGCUAUGGCGUGCUUCUUUUUCCUUUUUUCUGCAAUAAUGAUUCGUGUAAAAAGCAGCAAAGACCCUCGUGCUGCUAUUCAGAACGGGUUCUGGUUCUUCAAGUUUCUGAUCCUAGUUGGCAUCACUGUUGGAGCCUUUUUCAUCCCAGAUGGCACAUUUCAUGAUGUUUGGUUCUACUUUGGUAUUGUUGGCUCCUUCAUGUUCAUCCUGAUCCAGCUCAUCCUCCUAAUUGACUUUGCCCACUCCUGGAAUGAGGUGUGGGUUAGGAAUGCUGAGGAGGGCAACAACAAAUGUUGGUUCUCAGGUCUGUUGUUCUUCACUAUCCUGCAUUACGCCCUUGCCUUUGCUGCGAUCGUGCUAUUUUAUCUAUACUACACCAAACCUGACGACUGCACCGAACACAAGUUCUUUAUCAGCUUCAACCUUAUUCUCUGCGUCAUCAUAUCUGUGGUCUCCAUUCUGCCAAAAGUACAGGAUGCCUCACCACAGUCUGGUCUGCUUCAGUCCUCUAUUAUUACCCUGUACACUAUGUAUGUCACCUGGUCCGCCAUGACCAACAAUCCUAAUCGUGAAUGUAACCCUAGUUUGCUCAGCCUGGUGUCCAAUAUCAGCGCAUCUGAGGCAAUGCCCACAAGCUCCCCUGGGAUGGUGCAGUGGUGGGAUGCUCAAGGCAUUGUGGGAUUGGUUAUCUUCCUCUUCUGCACCUUUUAUGCCAGCAUUCGUUCAUCCAGUAACGCUCAGGUGAACAGGCUGAUGCAGACAGAAGAGGGAAAGGGCUCUGUGGGAGGAGAGGAGAUGGGUGAAGACGGUCUGCGGCGUGUUGUGGAUAAUGAAGAGGAAGGCGUCACAUACAACUACUCGUUUUUCCACUUCCACCUCUUUCUGGCCUCUCUCUAUAUCAUGAUGACUCUCACUAACUGGUACAAACCUGAAAUAACCACUCAGGCCAUGCAGAGCACUAUGCCUGCUGUGUGGGUGAAGAUCUGCUCCAGCUGGCUGAGUCUGGGGCUCUACCUGUGGACGCUUGUGGCUCCUCUCAUAUUCUCCAAUCGAGACUUCAGCUAAGCUUAAGUGGGUGAGACUCCCUCACCCAUUCAAACUGUCUUUGUUUGUGUUGUGUUCGAAAUAUUGCAAUCCCAAAAACUGUUAAAUAGCAUGAUUGAAAGCAAUUCAAAUCUUAAACGGAACAUUCGUGACUAGUAACAUAAGGCUAAUAGGUACUUACAAGUUUAUGAAAUUGCAUGGACAAAAACAGAAGUAUAUGAUUCUGUGACAUAUUAAAAGUACCAAAAUGACACUUCAGUAACUUGACACGUGAGAAUUACUGUUGUGCAGAAAGUUGCCAUAUAUCAUUAGAUUUGACUAUGGGUGCGUCUCAGUACUUUCAUUGAGGUUUGACACCUGAUGCACACCAUUUUUUUUUUUUUUUUAUCGUUUACGUUUUUGUCCCCACACGUGAUGGAUACAUGAAGUAAAUGGGUUAUAUAAAUUCUGUUGCUGCUUCUGUGUUGUCGAUACCCUCAGUAAUUAACUUCUCAUGGUACAUAAGGGUUAUUUUGCAGUCAUUUCAAACACAAUAUUGCUGUAAGUGUGUUUUAUAAAGUAAAAAUUGCUAGUUGAUUUUAUAUUGCAUUUAGGAAACAGCACUAAACAUCAGUUUAAAAGGUGCAUGCUACUCAAAUCUGACACCACACAUUUCUAUCGCAACAAAUAAACUCGAUAACUAUCUUAGAGACGAAGUGGUCAGCCACGAAUACUAAUAUGCAUUAUACUGCUGCUAGAAACCUACUCUACCUGAAGAGGAAACCUUUUUUACAGUGAUAGCAUUUCAACAUCAGGGUCUUAUUCAAUUCAUUGUAUAAUAGACUCUGUGUAACAUACAAUUUCACUCUGAUUUAGCACGUUUUUUUUUCUCAAGUAAUUGGGAGAGAGGACCGUGGGGAACCCACGUGCACUGGGGGGCUUGAACAGGGGAUUGUUUUCACUCCAGGUCCUCUGUAGAGCCCCUAAAACGUGUGCAUCCAGGAGAUAAGCCCGAUCUGACACACCCUUCCCCAGUACAGCUCACUACACCAUACUUCACAGUGAGGUCACACACACUGACCAGGGUCUCCAGCACUUCCGUGAACUACAGGCUGUGCUGUCAUAUAGAUCACUGAUCCAUUAAUAUAAUAUGGUGCUGCCAACCCGUCAGAGCCUCAUGUUAGCAUAUCUAGCUUGUCGUUUGGCAGAAUGCUUAAGUAAAAUGUACUUUAGUGUGGCAAUAGCUAAUUUAGUGUGGGAAAAAAAUUAAAUAGCACUUGUUCAGGGCUGGUUAAUAUGUUAAUAAUUUAUGUAUUUAAUGAGUAGAUGUUGUUCCUGAAAAUUGAUUCAAGCUUUCCGCCUAUGACACUACACUUUGUUUGUUUUUUAAUGACUAAAAUGCUUAUUUUUGUUAUUCAUUUUUCUUGUAAGCACAUGCUGGAGUUAAAUUACAUACGAUUUUGUGGUGAAAAAUGUUUUAAAAUUGACAUCAUACAUUUAGUUACCCGUAAAAAAUAUUUCACACGUGUGUUAUGAAAGCAAAAUAUGAAAUUUCAUAACUAAGUAUUGUAGGUGUGUCUGCCUCUAGUCAUUCAUUAUUGCUCAUCCUAUGCUUGUGACAUUGGACGAAACUGGUUGUGAUUGUGAAGUAUGUACUGUGUAUAUAUAAAGUAUAUUUGACCUUUUUCCUAAGUAACAGUUUAACACGCAAUCAUGGUGGUUCAUCUGUUGUCUAUUAUUAGGAGAAACAUACAAGAUUAGUAAUUCUUCGUGUGCCUUCGGCGAUUACCCGUCUUAUCAAAAGCGACCAGGUUUAUUUCAGACCUGUGGAGAAGUGCCUUUCCUGUUUUAUAACAUUUCAUUUUCAUACAAUAUUGCCCUUUUAGUUGUUUCUGUGAAUGUACUAUUUCAGUGAUCUGGUGUUGUUUGAUUAGUGCGUAUGCUGUAUAUAUUUCAAUAAACUAAUAUAAUAGG
Pimephales promelas (fathead minnow) is the source of this 3399-nucleotide messenger RNA. RefSeq names its product serine incorporator 2, like (gene serinc2l). Lineage: Eukaryota; Metazoa; Chordata; Actinopteri; Cypriniformes; Leuciscidae. Gene Ontology annotation, cellular component: membrane. The record is from RefSeq and is a predicted model, not a curated record.